Helianthus annuus (common sunflower) is the source of this 995-nucleotide messenger RNA. RefSeq names its product protein MIZU-KUSSEI 1. Gene Ontology annotation, biological process: hydrotropism. NCBI's taxonomy places the organism in Eukaryota, Viridiplantae, Streptophyta, Magnoliopsida, Asterales, Asteraceae. The transcript has a single exon. Bases 102 to 803 code for a protein of 233 amino acids. The record is from RefSeq and is a predicted model, not a curated record.
UCCCCUCUUUGAAAAAAAAAAAGAUUCUUUAGGACCAACUUCUUUUCAUCUAUAUAUUUCCAAGCAUACCUCUUGUUCAAAAUGUGUAUUCUUGUAACAUAAUGCCUUCAGUUUACUCUAGCCCAUUUCACCAAAUGGAAAACCCAGCCAUACUAUCACUACUACAACACACCACCCGUAGCGAAAAGCGGUCCAAGAGUGGCGGUAGCGGAGGGAUAUUUCGCGUGUUUAAGCUUCUUCCCAUGUUAACCUCCGGUUGCAAGAUGGUGGCAUUGUUAGGACGGCCUCGAAAACCACUACUAACCGAUCAUGCUACCACGGGUACCCUAUUUGGAUGUCGAAGAGGACGAGUGAGUUUAGCCAUCCAAGAGGAUCCACACCGCCUCCCAGUUUUUGUAAUCGAGCUUCCAAUGAGCUCGAGUGUGUUCCAGAAAGAAAUGGCGUCGGAUAUAGUCCGUUUGUCGCUAGAAAGCGAGACGAAAAGUCACAAAAAGAAGGUGUUGGAGGAGUUUGUGUGGGCAGUAUAUUGUAACGGGAGGAAAUACGGGUAUUCGAUAAGGAGGAAACAUAUGACAGAUGAUGAGCUUCAUGUUAUGCAAUCGUUACGGGGUGUAUCGAUGGGGGCCGGGGUUCUUCCGGGGUUGUCGGAAAAGGAUUCGUCGGUAGACGGCGAGUUGACUUACAUGAGAGCAAGGUUUGAAAGAGUGGCAGGAAGCAAGGAUUCUGAAGCCUUUCAUAUGAUCAAUCCUGAAGGGGCUGAAAAUGGCCAGGAAUUGAGUAUUUUCUUUGUAAGGGUACACUAAAAAAAAAACAGAAAAAUGGAAGAAAAAGUAACGAUUUAUAAGUAUAUAUGGUAAAAAGUUAUCAAAUUUUGUAACAACUUAUUUACAUUAUAGUCUUAUCGAUAUUAAAAAUGUUUAUAGAUGGUUGUGAUUUUCAACAUAUAUAGUUUUGUUAAGUUGUAAUUAUCUAUAACACGAGUCGUUUGUAUAUAA